Molecule: messenger RNA, 3751 nt
Organism: Podospora pseudocomata
Lineage: Eukaryota; Fungi; Ascomycota; Sordariomycetes; Sordariales; Podosporaceae
Exons: 3
Coding region: 655-1119 (154 amino acids)
Source: RefSeq, a predicted model, not a curated record
CUGCCGGUAUUUUGCGCCAAACAAUCAGAGCUCGAAACGUUGCAAAGUGUCGAGAUCGUGAUCUCACAGACGAGCUGAAUGGCGGGGAUCACAACCCCGCUGGCAUCUACCAAGUAGUCCGUGCGCACCGCUUAAGCUCACCAGAUGAACCCUUGCCCAGAUGCAAGUGCCGCCCUUGUCAGUGACAGCAUCGCUGCUGAGCUACGUCAUUGGCGCAAAUGUCGGGAGCGGUCACGUUCAUCCCAUGUUUCAACAGCCCAUUUCGGAGGGCUUUUUUUGAACACUUCUUCCACCGGCCCAGACGACGACCCCAACUGCAUUCUCUCUGCUUGGCUUCAAACCUCUUCGCAAACCUUUGUUGGAUAUUUUUCUGGACCACAGGGGAUCCACCAUUCCCGCCAGUUGUCCCCGCCGAUCAAAGCAGCCACUUGCCUGCUCGCGAACUAUCGUCGCGCCGGCUCGUCUUGGCAAAAAGAUCUCUUCUUGUUGUGUUUUUUUCUGCUGUUGUGAUCCCGACCUCCUCUCACGCCGUCGCCUGAUCACGCAGACGGAACACUUAGAAUAAAACGUGCAGACCGUCCGCUCGUCUUUGCAACUCUAUUUUCUCGCCACGAACCAAAAACCACACGACAUACAAGUGGCUGAUACGACAAAAUGGCGAUUGGGAAUUUCACGCUGAGCUAUAUGCUCUUCACAAUCCUCCACUUCUGCCAGUUUGUCCUCGCCAUUGCCGUCUGCGCUCUCUAUGGCGUCGAACUGGACCGCGCCCGUAAGGCGAACGUGAGCGGUGAUUCCAAAUGGAUCUACGCAGAAGUAGUAGGCGGCCUCUCCGCCCUGACAGCCCUCCUCUACUGCAUCCCCUACAUCCUCCGCUUCGCCGCCAUCUGGGUCUGGAACCUCGUGCUCUUCAUCCUCUGGAUCGUCCUCUUUGGCAUCUUUGGCAAAAUGUACAUCAAUGAGAACCCAGAGGGCAACCACGACAUUGUGCGCAUGCGGAGCGCCGUCUGGAUCGUCCUUGUCAACGCCAUCCUCUGGCUCGUCAGCUUCAUCGCCAACCUGACCUACUGGUGGAUGCACAAGGAGAGGAGGAGCAGGUUUACCAGCCGGGCCAAGGUUUAGGAGGCAUGGUUGGAUAGGGAGAAGGGUGUUUGGAGGUGAUUUCGGCAAGUUGGAAAGGAGCCCGGAGUCAUCAAGGGGGCAAUGUUGGCUUUGUGGACCACAUGUUGGAAGAGGGAUCAUGGUGAAUUGUCCUGUCUGGGUGUUCACAUCGUGGUAAGCGCGCAACUUUUGACGGAAUUGGUACGCGAGAGCGUGAUGGAUUAGGGGUAGGAAUGGAUGGUAAUGAUGGUUUCUGGGUAAAACGAUACGAUACCCCUCUUGGUUGGAACGCGACGACCCGAUAUCCUGUUGAAUAUUUUUAAUAAUGUAAUUUUUCCAUGUUUUCCAGUCUGGGCAACGGUAAUAAUAAUGUUUCUAUCUGAUGGUUGGAGGAAGACAGUGAAGUUUGGGUUGUAGUCUACUUACACAGCGGUAACAAACUUACCAGGCCACGCAACGGUGUAGCUUCGCGCCAUGCAAACAAACGGCCAGCCCCCGAGAUGCUCCCGGUCCACGCGUCUACUGGGGUGACAAGAUCGGAGAGAUUUCGUUCCAUGUCAUCUUGUGAUCUCCCUCAACCUGUCCCUGGGAGGUAGGUAGAUGUAUGACGAGAUACAUUUGUCGAUCUCCUUCCCACCGGCUAGCCCUCAUCUCGGGGGCCAACAGAUGAAACCAACUCUGACAGGAUGAAAAUUCUGUGGAGUUUUUCAUGCCGAUGCCAUCUCCUCGUACCGACCAUGACCAUGAAGGUCGCUGACUUCUUUGAUGCGCAGGGUAGGCUCGCUGCCGUCCGGAUCUCACGAUCCUCGCUUAUCGCUCGGCACCUGGCCGACCACCAGGCAGGGGGCAGAACGGAGAUAUAAAUAAUCCCUCCCCAAUCGAUGGUGACGUCACCGAUACUGCGAAAGAGUUUCAUCGCCAGACAUUAGAGAUGUUUUUAACUGAAUCUGCUCGGGGAAUGUUGCUGUGUUGAGAGGACUGAGACCUCUGUCUUAGAAUACCUGGCAGUUAGUCUCAGUCACUAUUAUUUCCACACGGAAAACGUUCACCACAACCGCUGUCAGCCAGGCAACUUUUCUUGCGAGUCGGAGAGCGGGGACACGCUCCACAACUCCGACUUGGGAACCUUUCCUGGCAAGAAAAGUACCCGUACAUACCGACAAAAAAAAAGAAAGACCGCCCAGGCAGCUUGCCGUCAACGGGGUACCGUGUAACGCACCAGGAGAUAGAUCAACAACAGAAGCGAGCAACCGUCCGGCGGCUAAGCCCUCGACGGUAGGGUCGCCAGCGGCGCGGGGCCUUUCCGAACCAGCGAGCAAGACAUAUGUGAACGCUCAAAUGGAGAGAAAAGAAAAAAAAGGGUGGAAGAAAUGUAGAGGAUCCACGAGAGAUCGGCAAUGCACCGCCCGUUGGGUUGCUAGACAGAGAUAACCAACCCGCUCGGAUCGAACCAUUAUGACCAGAUCACUUCCAGGAUACCUGGCUGGAACCCCCGCGUGUGAUGUCUCCCCGGUGCCGGGCCUCGCAUUCGGAAGCGGCGCCCAUCAACCGGCGAGGUUUGGUCCUGACCGUGGUGUUGAGACCGUUCACCAUGGCUAACCACUGCGCCGGGUCCAGGUUUGCGAGACCAGCUACUCCUGUGAAGUUGUCGGUCCCAUGUACAACAACUGGACAGGAAGACUCGCAUGGAAGCUCGCAUUCCAUAUUCCCAAGGAACGGGUUUCCCUUCUGCUUCCGGACUAGCAAUGCCGAUUACCCAUGGGCCUUGCAUCAAAGAGAGGAGCCCACGGAGCCUUACCGCUUGGCGGACACUCGACCAGGCGCCGGGCAUUUACCACUUGGCGAUGGAUGCGGCUGUCCACACAUGUAUCAGACUGUUCCCACCAAGCGCAUUCGCGCCUAAAAGCCGCUAUCUCAGCGCUUGCUUGAUAGACCCUUCUUUGGUCGCUAUGAGCGAUAUUAUACGGCAUAUGCAGCCGGCCACAAUAGGGAAUGUAGCAGUAUUCGUUCCCGGCCAAAUGUUGGAUGGCAUGGCUGCACGUCUUGUUGAAGUUGCGUACCCCACCCCUCCUUCACAAUGUUCGCAGCGAUCAAGCUGUCGUCAGCCCUCUUCCCCUAAGGGCAAGGGAGUCACAUUGCGUGUCCUCACGGUCUGGAAUUGGUGAACUGGCAUAGAUAGUAAGGUCGGAACGCAUCUGUAGUGCAGGCAAAUUCUUAUGAAAAUGGCUUGGAUAUGCGCUGAUAGCCUGAUGGCAUUUUCAAUGAAGAAGCGCCACAUCCGCUCUGGGGAGGAUCGUCAGUCAUCUCCACCUGGACACAGACAACAAGAAAAAAGAAAGAGGCGACAGAAGGAACAUUCGUUCCGUUUUGGACUGCGUUAGCGUGCUGUGGGGUUAUGGCCAUGGGAUUUUGCGAGAUAUCCAUCCCUGACUACAGCAUCGUAUUUCAGCGUGAUGUGAGAGGCCCGAUGUAGGUGAUCGGAUACAUAGACUUCCUGCGUCGAUAUAAGACGUAGGAUUGUGUUCUUGCACCCUGUCUUUUGCUCCACGUAGAGGCAAUGGUGGGCGUGACGUUAUAACUGCGAUAUAGCCCCAUCACCGCAACCCAGGUGUCCCACACACACACGAGGCGGCCCGGACGGACCCUGGCUCCC